AUGGACACAUCCAUUUUCCUCACAGUUAGGCCAUCCGUUGCCCAACCGAAAGUACUCUUCUCCCCGUUUCUUCCCCCGAACCCGCUCCGCCUUUCCACCACACCAGCUUACCACCAGAGCCGUCGCCGCCGUCGUUACCGUAUACCCACAAUCCGCUCCGCCAGCAUACCCACCUCACUGUCCGCGUCAUCAUCUUCAGACCAGCCCAUCAAGGCCAUUGAGCCGGAUGUAUUUGGGGGAAAGAAAGAGCUCACGGGCUUCCAAGCCCUGGUGGAUGCAAUGUCGCCGACCGUGAGAAUUGCAAGCUCAGCCCUUAUAUUUGCUGGUGCUAUUGCUGCUGGAUAUGGACUUGGGUCCAAGUUUGGUGGGUCCCGCAACGUGGCCAUGGGUGGGGCCGUGGCUCUUGGCACUGCUGGUGCUGGAGUGGCCUACGCAUUGAAUUCUUGCGUUCCUGAAGUUGCUGCUGUCAAUUUGCAUAAUUAUGUGGCUGAUUUUGAUGACCCUGCUGCCUUGAACAAGGAAGAUGUUGAAGCAAUAGCAAAUAGAUAUGGUAUUAGCAAACAAAAUGAAGCCUUCAAUGCAGAGCUUUGUGAUAUAUAUUGCAGAUAUGUGUCUUCCAUCCUUCCUCCGGGAAAUGAAGAUCUCAAAGGUGACGAAGUUGAAACAAUCAUCAAGUUUAAGAAUGCAUUGGGUAUCGAUGAUCCAGAUGCAGCAGCUAUGCACAUGCAGAUUGGUAGGCGAAUUUUCAGACAAAGGCUUGAAGCUGGAGACCGUGAUGCUGAUCUGGAGCAGCGUCGGGCAUUUCAGAAGUUGAUAUAUGUUUCAACUCUUGUGUUUGGGGAGGCAUCUUCUUUCCUUUUACCUUGGAAACGAGUUUUCAAAGUCACUGAUGCACAGGUUGAACUUGCUGUUAGAGACAAUGCACAGCGGUUGUAUGGCUUCAAGGUUAAAUCAAUUGGUCAAGAUUUUAAUGUUGACCAGCUGGUUGCCCUCAGAGAAGCACAGCUUGCAUAUCGGCUUUCAGAUGAGCUUGCUGAGGAUAUGUUUAAAGAGCUUACAAGGAAGCUUGUAGAGGAGAAUAUAUCAACUGCUCUUAACAUAUUAAAAUCCAGGACAAGAGCAUCGGAAGCAACUCGUGUUGUUGAAGAGCUGAAUAAGGUGCUGAAAUUUAAUAAUUUGCUUAUUUCGCUGAAGAACCAUCCUGAAGCCAACCGUUUUGCUCGGGGAGUUGGGCCAGUUUCUUUGUUAGGUGGGGAGUAUGACUCUGACAAAAAAAUAGAUGACCUAAAGCUCCUAUACAGAGCCUAUGUCCGGGACUCAUUAUCAAGCGGUCGGAUGGAAGAAGAUAAGCUCACUGCACUGAACCAGUUGAGGAAUAUUUUCGGUUUAGGUAUGCGAGAAGCAGAAUCGAUUAAACUGGAGGUUACCUCAAAAGUGUAUCACAGGCAACUUGCUCAAGCUGUAUCUAGUGGUGAUUUAGCUGCUGCUGAUAGUAAAGCAGCUUAUCUUCAGAACCUCUGUGAAGAGUUGCAGUUUGAUGCGGAGAAGGCCGUUGAGAUCCAUGAAGAAAUAUACCGGCAAAAGCUUCAGCAAGCUGUAGCUGAUGGAGCACUAAGUGACGAGGAUGUUAAAGUGUUGGAAAAGUUACAGAUUAUGUUCUGCAUUCCAAGGGAAACAGUUGAAGCAGCUCAUGCAGACAUCUGUGGUAGCUUAUUUGAGAAGGUUGUUAAGGAAGCAAUUGCCGCUGGAGUCGAUGGAUAUGAUGCUGAAAUCAAGAAAGCUGUGAGAAAGGCUGCAUUUGGUUUACGCUUAACUAGAGAGGUUGCUAUGAAUAUAGCUAGCAAGGCAGUCCGUAAGAUCUUUAUUAGUUACAUCCAAAGAGCACGAGCAGCUGGUAGCCGCACGGAAUCUGCAAAAGAGCUCAAAAAGAUGAUAGCUUUCAACAGCUUGGUUGUGACAGAAUUAGUGGCAGAUAUUAAAGGCGAAUCAUCUGAUACUCCACCUGCAGAGCCCCCUGUGGAAAAGGAAGAAAAAGUGGUUGAUGAGGGUGAGGAUGAGGCAUGGGAGUCGUUGCAGUCACUUAGGAAAGUAAGACCUGGUAAAGAAAGUUUGGCAAAGAAAGGCCAGACUGAGAUAAACCUUAAAGAUGACCUACCAGAAAGGGAUAGAACUGAUCUUUACAAGACAUAUCUGCUUUAUUGUAUAACUGGAGAAGUUUAUAUCCCUCUGGGUACCCAAUUCACCACAAAGAAGGGUGAUUCUGAAUAUGCACUGCUGAACCAACUGGGAGGCAUACUUGGCUUGACUUCGAAGGAGAUUGUUGAAGUACAUAGAAGCUUAGCGGAGCAGGCCUUUAGGCAAAAAGCAGAGGUGAUUUUAGCAGAUGGACAAUUGACAAAAGCCCGAAUUGAGCAGCUCAACGAGUUGCAGAAGGAUGUUGGCCUGCCGCCACAGUAUGCACAAAAGAUUAUAAAGGGCGUCACAACAACUAAAAUGGCAGCAGCUCUCGAAACGGCUGUUGCACGGGAGGCUUAGCAUAAAGGAAAUUUGGGAACUGAGAGAGGCUGGUGUUGAAUUGGAUACACCAUGAUUUCCAAGAGCUUAAGAGAGAAUUGUAGACACUAAAUUUUUGUCAAAUUUUAAUGUUUUUUUGAAAUUUUUU
Coffea arabica (coffee) is the source of this 2662-nucleotide messenger RNA. Its product is annotated as protein TIC110, chloroplastic-like. Gene Ontology annotation, cellular component: TOC-TIC supercomplex I. Gene Ontology annotation, biological process: protein import into chloroplast stroma. The record is from RefSeq and is a predicted model, not a curated record. Lineage: Eukaryota; Viridiplantae; Streptophyta; Magnoliopsida; Gentianales; Rubiaceae.